UGAGCGCAGCCGGCGCCGCGGGGCGGGGGAGGGGGCGCCCGCGCCGCCAUAUUCGCUCCCGCCGGCGGCCCCGCGGCGCGCAGCCACCAUGAGCACCGCCGCCUUCCACAUCUCCAGCCUCCUGGAGAAGAUGACGUCCAGCGACAAGGACUUCAGGUUCAUGGCCACCAGCGACCUGAUGUCAGAGCUGCAGAAGGACUCCAUCCAGCUGGACGAGGACAGCGAGCGCAAGGUGGUGAAGAUGAUGUUGCGGCUCCUGGAGGACAAGAACGGCGAGGUGCAGAACCUGGCUGUCAAGUGCCUGGGUCCCCUGGUGGGCAAAGUGAAGGAGUACCAGGUGGAGACCAUCGUGGACGCCCUGUGUGCCAACCUGCGCUCAGACAAGGAACAACUCCGAGACAUCGCCGGCAUCGGCCUUAAGACGGUCCUCUCGGAGCUGCCCCCUGCGGCCACAGGCUCUGGGCUGGCCACCAAUGUGUGCCGGAAGAUCACGGGCCAGCUCACCAGUGCCAUCGCCCAGCAGGAGGAUGUUGCUGUGCAACUGGAAGCCCUGGACAUCCUCUCUGACAUGCUGAGCAGGCUGGGCGCGCCGCUGGGCACCUUCCACGCCAGCCUGCUGCACUGUCUGCUGCCCCAGCUGAGCAGCCCGCGCCUGGCUGUGCGCAAACGGGCCGUCGUGGCUCUCGGCCACCUGGCGGCUGCCUGCAGCACCGACCUCUUCGUGGAGCUCGCCGAUCACCUGCUGGACCGGCUGCCCGGCCCGCGCGCACCCGCCAGCCCAGCCGCCAUCCGCACUCUGAUCCAGUGUUUGGGCAGCGUCGGCCGCCAAGCUGGCCACCGCCUCGGGGCCCACCUGGACCGCCUGGUGCCCCUGGUGGAGGAGUUCUGCAACCUGGAUGACGACGAGCUCCGGGAGUCCUGCCUGCAGGCCUUCGAGGCCUUCUUGAGGAAGUGUCCCAAGGAGAUGGGCCCUCAUGUGGCCAACGUGACCAGCCUCUGCCUCCAGUACCUGAAGCAUGAUCCCAACUAUAACUACAACAGUGACGAGGACGAGGAGCAGAUGGAGACUGAGGACAGCGAAUUCAGUGAGCAAGAGAGUGAGGACGAAUACAGCGACGACGAUGACAUGAGCUGGAAGGUGCGCCGGGCAGCCGCCAAGUGCAUAGCGGCCUUGAUCGGCUCCAGGCCCGACCUGCUGCCCGAUUUCCUCUGCACCCUGGCGCCCGCCCUCAUCCGCCGCUUCAAGGAACGGGAGGAGAACGUCAAGGCCGACGUCUUCGGGGCCUACAUCGUGCUAUUGCGACAAACGCGGCCCCCCAAGGGAUGGUUGGAGGCUGUCGAAGAGCCCACCCAGACCGGGAGCAACCUCCACAUGCUGCGAGGACAGGUGCCCCUUGUGAUCAAGGCCCUGCAGCGGCAGCUUAAGGACCGGAGCGUCAAGGCCCGGCAGGGCUGCUUCAGCCUUCUCACGGAGCUGGCGGCUGUCCUCCCUGGCAGCCUGGCGGAGCACAUGCCAGUCCUGGUAUCAGGCACCAUCUUCUCCAUAGCUGACCGUUCCAGCGCCUCCACCAUCCGAAUGGAUGCCCUGGCCUUCCUGCAGGGGCUGCUGGGCACAGAGCCGGCUGAGGCCUUCCACCCGCACCUGCCCACCCUCCUGCCACCCGUGAUGGCCUGUGUGGCCGACCCUUUCUACAAGAUUGCGGCUGAGGCCCUGCUGGUGCUCCAGGAGCUGGUGCGGACCCUGUGGCCACUGGACAAGCCUCGGAUGCUGGACCCCGAGCCAUACGUCGGAGAGAUGUCUGCAGCCACCCUGGCACGACUCCGUGCCACCGACCUGGACCAGGAGGUGAAAGAGCGGGCCAUCUCCUGCAUGGGCCACCUCGUGGGCCACCUAGGUGACCGGCUUGGGGAUGACCUGGAGCCCACCUUAUUGCUCCUCCUGGACCGCCUGCGGAAUGAGAUCACCCGGCUGCCCGCUGUCAAGGCUCUGACCCUGGUGGCCGUGUCCCCAUUGCGACUUGACAUGCAGCCCAUCCUGGCCGAGGCGCUGCCUAUUCUGGCUUCCUUUCUGCGCAAGAACCAGCGGGCACUUCGGCUGGCCACACUGGCGGCCCUGGAUGCCCUGGCACAGAGUCAAGGACUCAAUCUCCCGCCACCGGCAGUGCGGGCUGUGCUGGCCGAGGUGCCUGCGCUGGUCAGCGAGAGUGACAUGCAUGUGGCCCAGCUGGCUGUGGACUUCCUGGCCACCGUGACCCAGGCCCAACCGGCCUCUCUGGCGGAGGUCAGCGGCCCGGUACUUUCCGAGCUGCUGCGGUUGCUGCGGUCGCCUCUGCUGCCAGCCGGAGUGCUGGCGGCCGCCGAAGGCUUCCUGCAGGCCCUGGUGGGGACCCGGCCGCCGUGCGUGGAGUACGCAGAGCUCAUCACCCUGCUGACUGCGCCCGUUUACGACCAGGCUGCAGACGGAGGUGGCGGGCCAGGCCUGGCCAAGCAGGCCUUCCAUUCCCUAGCUCGGUGCGUGGCAGCCCUCUCGGCCGCCUGUCCCCAAGAGGCGGCGGGCACUGCCAACCGCCUGGUCUGCGAUGCCAGGUCACCCCACUCGAGCACGGGGGUCAAGGUCCUGGCGUUCCUGUCGCUGGCAGAGGUGGGUCAGGUGGCCGGGCCAGGCCCCCAGCGGGAGCUGAAGGCCGUGCUCCUGGAUGCUCUGGGGUCGCCCAGCGAGGACGUGAGGGCCGCCGCCUCCUACGCGCUGGGCCGCGUGGGCGCGGGCAACCUGCCGGACUUCCUGCCCUUCCUGCUGGCGCAGAUCGAGGCCGAGCCCCGCCGGCAGUACUUGCUGCUGCACUCGCUCCGGGAGGCCCUGGGGGCCGCGCAGCCCGACAGCCUGAAGCCCUACGCCGAGGACAUCUGGGCGCUGCUCUUCCAGCGCUGCGAGGGGGCCGAGGAGGGCACCCGCGGCGUGGUGGCCGAGUGCAUCGGGAAGCUGGUUCUUGUGAACCCCCCGUUUCUCCUGCCGCGCUUCCGGAAGCAGCUCGCUGCAGGUCAGCCACACACCCGCAGUACGGUCAUCACAGCGGUCAAGUUCCUCAUCUCCGACCAGCCCCAUCCCAUCGACCCCCUCCUGAAGAGCUUCAUUGGAGAGUUCAUGGAGAGCCUGCAGGACCCGGAUCUGAAUGUACGCCGGGCCACUCUGGCCUUCUUCAACUCGGCCGUACACAACAAGCCCUCGCUGGUCCGGGACCUGCUGGACGACAUCCUUCCCCUGCUCUACCAGGAGACCAAGAUCCGCCGGGACCUGAUCCGAGAGGUGGAGAUGGGGCCCUUUAAGCAUACGGUGGACGACGGGCUGGACGUGCGGAAGGCAGCCUUCGAGUGCAUGUACUCGCUGCUGGAGAGCUGCCUGGGCCAGCUGGACAUCUGUGAGUUCCUGAACCACGUGGAGGACGGGCUGAAGGACCACUACGACAUCCGGAUGCUGACAUUCAUCAUGCUGGCACGGCUGGCCGCCCUGUGUCCUGUGCCUGUCCUGCAGCGGGUGGACCGGCUCAUUGAGCCACUUAGGGCCACCUGCACCGCCAAGGUCAAGGCCGGCUCAGUGAAGCAGGAGUUUGAGAAGCAAGAUGAACUGAAGCGCUCUGCCAUGAGGGCAGUGGCCGCCCUGCUGACCAUCCCCGAGGUGGGGAAGAGCCCCAUCAUGGCCGACUUCUCCGCCCAAAUCCGAACCAACCCUGAACUCGCCACCCUCUUCGAGAGCAUCCAGGAUUCUGCUUCGGCCCCCAGCACGGACUCGAUGGAGCUCAGCUAGUCAGGAGUCCGCCCCGGGCUCCCCGCCUACCACUCCAGGACCGGGGUGCGCCCUCUGGCCUUUCAUCUCACGGGGCCCUCGUGCCCCUGGCUGGGGUGUACAGUGCCUUCUCCAGGGACCCAAGCUCACAGGCCUCCACAGCCCAAGCGGCCAGGGUGCCAGCAGUUGGGCCCUUUACCUCAGGACUGUUGUUAGGGCGAGAAUGUUUUCCAGUGAUCUCGACACUUCGCCCCUCCAGUUACUCUGGUUCCUUCAACCUGGGGAGUCCCUGCCUCACUGACCAGCACCUAGAAAACAGUACAGCUGCUGGGCUCAGAGCCAGCAGGCUGCCCUGCCUCCCCUACCGUCCCAGGUUCCUCACUCCCACAGUCCUCCUUCACCAGAAGCGCUCUGGCCAGGAAUCCUAAGAAUGGGGUGGGAGGUGGCGCAGUAGCGCAUGGCUAAUCCCAGUUAUCUGGGGAGGCUGAGGCUGGAGGACUGAAAGUUUGAGGCUAGUUCUGAAAACUUAGGAGGCCCUGUCUCAAAAUUUGGCUAGGGAAGUAGCUCAGUGGUAAAGCACUGGGCUCAAUCCCCAGUACAAAAAGAACAGGGUGGGGAUGUAGCUCGGUGGUAGAACAUCUGCCCAGCAUGAGCCUCUGGGUUCUAUCCCUAGCCCCUUGCCCCAGAGAAACCACAUCAGAUACUUGAGUUACUCAUUCUAAAAUUCAGAAUGUUCUUUGAAUUGGCAGCAUUGAAUCCCCAAACUCAGAAGAUAUUAAAGGCUUUUUUUUUUUUUUUGGCAGGGAAGAUACGUGGGGACUGGAUGGGGUUGACCCUAAUGUUUCAUUUCUAACACAAACCACUUUUCCUGUCACCACCCAGGCAUAACCAUUUUGUGUCCUCAAGAUUUCCAACAUGUUUCUAGAUUUUAGUAUUUUAGACACAAAUGACAGGCCAAAGCUUUUUUCUGAUAUGCAAGGCUAAUAAAAUAGAUCCUAAAUUGUUA
Molecule: messenger RNA, 4787 nt
Organism: Sciurus carolinensis (gray squirrel)
Lineage: Eukaryota; Metazoa; Chordata; Mammalia; Rodentia; Sciuridae
Gene: Cand2
Product: cullin associated and neddylation dissociated 2 (putative)
Exons: 15
Coding region: 89-3802 (1237 amino acids)
Biological process (GO): SCF complex assembly; protein ubiquitination
Cellular component (GO): nucleus
Source: RefSeq, a predicted model, not a curated record